AUGAUUGACAAUUUAGAAGAAGAGAAAACAAAAAUCGACAAAAAAUUUAAAUGGUAUGAAAAUCCUGUGCUGCAAGCAAACAACUCUUUUCAAACAAUAACAAUAAAACAUUCUUCAUUGUGUACUUCUUUAUGGAAUGGACUUUUGAUUAUUGUGAUAUUACCUAUCAUUCUGGUUGCAUUUAUUUUAUUUCUUCUUCUAUGGAUUCUUCCUGGAUUUGGUUCGUUCUAUGAACAAUAUGCCGAAGCUCGUGAUCGAAAAAAAUACUAUCCACCCACAGAAGAAAUGAAACCUUGGGGUCCUGAUAAUACUCUUAUACAUGUAGUACAUAUUCGUGCAGCAGAAUCAAGGCUUCCACCUAUUGUCUAUGUCAGCGGCUUGGGUACUAGUAUGUACGUUGUCAAACCAUUGCUUCUCAAAUUUGUCGAAUACAUGAAUGAGUCUAUUGAAAUAGUCUCAUUUGAUUCUCCUGGAUACGGUGCUUCUGAACCGCCUACUGAUUGGAAUACACAAAAUACAGCCACCGAACUUGCAUUAUUACGACAAGUAAUUGAAAAUUCAAGACUUCGCAAACCAUUUAUUAUAUUCGGUGCAUCAGCUGGUGCUUCAUUAGCACAACUCUAUCGAUUGACAUAUCCAGAAGAUGUUAUAGGUAUUAUCUUAUUUGAUCCAACUCCAUCGAAUGUAUUUGAACAAGGAAGUCCUAUGGCAACCGAUUUUAAUCGUGCAUCUUCCCUAUAUAGAAAAAUGGCUCGUGUCGCUUCUUGGGGCUUGAUGAGACCACUUGUACCUUUAAUACGUUAUUGUGUACCGGGCGAGUUCGGUGAUAUUUUUCGUCAUUUACCCCGUGGUCAUGUUGCUCUGUUCAUGACAAAAACUGUGUUACUUAAGACUGGAAAUCAUUUUCGCUACUGGCAUACCAUCAUGGAUUAUGUAACAAAGUUACAGGGUGAUGUUACAAUUCAUAGACAUACACCCUUGUUAGUUGUUAGCGCACUAAAUUGGACCAAAAAACGACCACACGGUGGUUUGACUAAAGAAGAGAUGCGUCAAUGGUGGCAUGAUAAUCAACAGCCAUUCGUUCGUAGUUCUGAUAAUGCUGGUUUUAUUUCUCGUACAGAUUAUACUCACACGCAGUGCAUGUUGGAUAUGGAACUAGCAGCUAAUGCUACAAAAGCUAUCUUAACACAAAUUCAUAUUAAGAGUAUUCAGUGA
Molecule: messenger RNA, 1215 nt
Organism: Rotaria sp. Silwood2
Lineage: Eukaryota; Metazoa; Rotifera; Eurotatoria; Philodinida; Philodinidae
Source: the annotation of a GenBank genome assembly